AUGACACCCAAAGAAAAAGUUACUCUUAAAGAAUAAAUUGAAUUUCUUUAACAAUAAACUGAUCUUCUCAAAUAAUCUAUGGAAUUAUAAGUAGAUAAUACUAUUGCUUAUUUGAAUGCAUUUGAAAAUAAUUUGGAAUCCCUUAAGGUUACUAUUUUUAAUCGAAAAUACAAUGUUUGAUAAUAU
Paramecium pentaurelia is the source of this 186-nucleotide messenger RNA. Lineage: Eukaryota; Ciliophora; Oligohymenophorea; Peniculida; Parameciidae. The record is from the annotation of a GenBank genome assembly.